AUGGUACAACAGCAAGGUUUAAAAAUGACUGAAGAAUUAAUACAAAGAGUUGAAGUUGUUUAUAUAUUGGGACUAUUUUUACUAGGCAAACAUCGGAAAAAAGUUCAAAGAAAAUUAGCAGAGUUAAAGUUAGCAGCUGGUCUGAGUGAUUUAUUUGAACAAUUUAUAUGGAAAUGUAGACACAAUACAAGACAUAGAUUAAGAGGUCACAACGCUGCCUGUGAAUGUAGUCCUGAAGUGGCAUUAAAGAUCCAGUUUUUAAGAUUGGUUCAUAGUUUUUGUGAUCAUUCAGACUACAAGCAUUUACUAUUAUCAAAGAAUGAACUCAUUGAAGUCAAAAGAAUCAACUCCAAAGCUGGUGAUUUAGCCUUAACAACCCUUGAUAAUGUCAAUAAACAACUAAUGUGUCAUGGUAGUAAAGGUUUAUUAACUAAAAUAGUUGAAGUGAUGAAGAAAGAACCAACAACCUCGACAUUCAGAUUCUGGCUGGCCAGAGCAGUAGAAAGUUAUUUACGUGGUGAUACAUCAUUCUGUGAUCAAGUUUUCCUCAUGAGAAGGGGAUUAUUACAACAUGUAGCAAGUAAUUUAGUGGAACAUGAAAUACGUCAUAAAGAAAUUAUACAGAGUAGCUUUGACUUAUUGGGAGAACUUAUCAAAUUUAAUAUUGAGGCCUUCAAAACAUUCGAUAAAAUACUCAAUACACAAGCAAAAUUGGAUAAAUUUGUAGCCACUGUCAAUCGUAAUUUGGUUGAUUCCAAUAUGUUUAUUCGUAGUCUAAUUCUGUCUCUAGAACAUUUUACUAACAGAGAAAAAUAUUCCUACGCUGAAUAUGCCAAAAAAGAAAGUAAAUUAUUGCUAUAUAUUGGUGAUUUUAACAGACAGUUAGAUUACUUGUAUAAAUUAAUUAAAAUAAUAAGUGUUCAAAAUUUAACCCAGGAAAAUGUAAGUUGUUUAAAUACAACAUUAGUAUUUUUAAUGUUUGCUAAUCGAAAGAAAGAAUUACCAAAUUAUCUCCAAGCAUUACGUGAUGAAAGAGAAGACAUGUUAGAUGUAAAUGGUUCUAGUUCAGUCAUGAGAAAUUUCAGAGAUUUACUGAUAUUCUGGCAGGACCAUUAUUUACAUAAAGAUAAAGAUUGUAGUGCCUUAGAAAAGAGUUCACGAAUAAGCUUUUUAUAUUGGAAACAAACUGUGACUACAUUAGUGAGUGAAGAUAAAACGGAACUUUCAGCUGUGAUAAAUUAUAUUGACCCCUUACCUGGUGAUCGUACAAACUAGCGUAUUAUGAUAUCCUCCAUCUUAGUGAUUGUUCUUAAUUUAUAGACUUGUUUUGUUAUACAUUGUUUAUAAAAACAUAUACGGCUUUAGUGUGUUGAACACCGAACUUACAGGCUGCUGUUAGAUGCAAUAGAAAUUGUGUGGACAAUGUAAUUGAGGCGUCUUUCAUGUGUAUGUGGUCCAAGCCAGUGAAACUAAAUAUAUUGUUGAAGGCAGUGUAAAGGGUAACUACAGAAAAUAGUUUGUUUUUAAUCCAAAUUUUGACAAAACAUGCUCAACCAAACACAGAAAAUGAUUUUUAACAUCAAUGACUUUUUGAAUUCCAAUUGAAAAGGUAGAUUAGUUUUGGGGAAAGUUGUGUAUAUUUCUAUAUAUUUUGUGUAUAUAUAUACUGCAUGUAUACUUGAAGCAAUCUAGUUAUUGUAAUUAUAUUAGUCAAAAUGUACAUAAAUCAAAAUCUCUAAUGAAAUCUUUUUCUUGUGAUCCAAAUGAAUUUUUAUAGGAAAACUGAUUGAAAGACAGCUGAAGAACAGAUCUGCCUUCUUUUUAUAUAUGAAAUUGAAUUUGAAUUGACUUAAAAAAUGCAAUGCACUAAAAUCUGGGAAUACUGUUAUUUUAUGGCCAGCAUUGUUGAAAUUAUAGGGUACUUGUGCAAAACCUUUUUAAUCUAUUUAUUGUUUAUUAUUUUGUGUGUUCGUAACUUGUUUUUAAUCAUGAUAUUAUUUAUAAUUUCUUAGUUAUCUCUCAAACCAUAUCUCUAUUUAGUGCUAUUAAUAAUUGUCAGGUAUUGAGAGAAGUGAUAAACUUAACAAUGAAUUGAAUUUUAGGCGAAAAUUGUUAAUUUUGUGUCUUGUAUCUAAAUUUAUCUGGUUUGCUCAUUCUUAUAUAGGGCCACACGAAAAUAUAUUCCCAUACUAUAUUCCAAAUUUCAUGAAGGUAUAAGAGCCUUGAAUAAAAUACCAGUGAAUGGUUUUAAAAUUCCAAGCAGAGAUGCAAUGAAGAUCAUCAAUUCCUAUGCAUGUUCUCUUUAAUUGCCAUAUAUUUUCAUACGUGAUAUCUAUGCUUUAUGUUUCAAUCAUUAUAUCAUUGAAUGAGUGUGGUGAAGUAAGUUAUUUAUUGCACCAGUAUGGCUUUUUUCAGCAGAAGUUAAGAUAAUCAGAUACUGAGAUUUUAAACUUGUUAUCAAUUUAUAUACCAGUAAUUUUUAAAGGGAUUGUUUGAAAAUGCCUGUUUUAUAAUGUACUUGUGUGAUUUUAUAUAGUAUGUAUGUCUUAUGUAUGAUUGUUAAAACUGUUUUAGCGGGUAUUGUUGUAUUUUGUUUGACUGGUUGUGUUGUCCUGUCAUUUUGUAUAUUUAUCAUUGUAUUCCAUGUAUAAAUGUCAAAAUAAAUUUUUAUGGUAU
Molecule: messenger RNA, 2676 nt
Organism: Lottia gigantea (owl limpet)
Lineage: Eukaryota; Metazoa; Mollusca; Gastropoda; Lottiidae
Exons: 14
Coding region: 1-1275 (424 amino acids)
Biological process (GO): ubiquitin-dependent protein catabolic process
Cellular component (GO): Cul4A-RING E3 ubiquitin ligase complex
Molecular function (GO): phosphatase binding
Source: RefSeq, a predicted model, not a curated record